This is a messenger RNA of Emiliania huxleyi CCMP1516, 675 nucleotides long. RefSeq lists its product as hypothetical. The record is from RefSeq and is a predicted model, not a curated record. The coding region runs from base 1 to 675 and encodes 224 amino acids. The transcript is spliced from 5 exons. Lineage: Eukaryota; Haptophyta; Isochrysidales; Noelaerhabdaceae.
AUGCUGCCGCUCCUGGAUCUGCAGCCCCGGGCGCGCCCGCACGGCGAUUGCCGCCUCCACUCCAACCUCAUCCACUCUCACUCUGACAUUCUCUCCAGAGUCCUCGCGUCGAGCCCGUGGCGCCGGAGCGCGAGCCCCAAGCUCGGGACACAGCGGGACAUUGACGAUCUGCGAUGCCUGUGCGUGCAGGUGAUCACGGGCCCGGCGGUGGCACCCUUCCAGGCGCGCUGCGCCCGCGCGUUUGCGACGCCCGUGUAUGUCACGACCGAGCAGCUGCAGCAGAUCCUCCAGAACGUGCAGGCCGAGCUUGAGCGGCGCGCGGCGCUGCAGCGCGGGGCGCCCGAAUCGAAGCGGAACUCGAUCUUGUGCGCCUCGGGCAAGGCGUUGCCCAGCGAGGCGGAGGUGCACGCAUGGGCGCUGCUCGUGCUGCUACAUGGCCGCGGCGCGGACGGCUCGUGGGUCGCCGUCCCGACGCUCGUCGACCAGUGGAUGAACGUCGUGCUGCUGCAGUCGAUCAAGCCGCCGCUCGGGCGGCGGAGCCGCUCGCCCACAUCACGCGGGGCGCCGAAGAAGCGCGGGGCGCCGAAGAAGCGCGGGGCAACCGCAGCAGGCGUGGCGGCUGAUGAGGCGGCGCCACAGGCGCGCGAGGCGCGCCCACGGCGCAAUGCACGUUGA